This is a messenger RNA of Arabis nemorensis, 588 nucleotides long. Lineage: Eukaryota; Viridiplantae; Streptophyta; Magnoliopsida; Brassicales; Brassicaceae. The record is from the annotation of a GenBank genome assembly.
AUGAUAUAUUCCGUGAGGGAUCGUAAAUUCUAUCUCAACAGGGUGAGUCAUAAAGAGUACGAUGGUCCAAUUGAUCUCGUCGACACUAGCUCCGGCUUCCCUCAGAUGAGUCUGUUCCAGGGAUUCCCUCUCUCCGACAUCCCCCAGAGUAGACUAGAACAGGUCUCCUCAAUUACCAAUUCUCAACACAUUGUCGAGUCACCAUCUGGCGAAUCCUUCGUCGUUUACUGGUGUAACGAGUACUUGAACAGAGAAGAAAUCGAGCCUUCACGUGCCAAGGAACCUCCUUAUCAAUCCUCCAUCACGAAGAAGCCCACGGGGUUUGUGGUCUUUAGGCAAGACCCUGAGCAAAAGAUGAGUUGUUACACUGAAGACAUUGGCGAUCUCUGCAUUUUCCUAGGCAGCAACGAGGCCUUUUGCGUCUCUGCAACCGAAUAUCCUGGACUUAAGCCUAAUUCCGUCUACUUUGCAGACCUUGACACAGGCUUCGGUUUCUACGACCUCUCUUCCAAAACGCUCCAUGCCGUCAUCAAUCCGCCCCCUUUCUACUGCACCACAAGUGGCUGGCCCCUCUCCAGUAAAAUUUAA